GUUUAUUUGUUGCAGUCUUGCCGACUCAAAAUAAAUCAGACUAAGCCGGACAAUUUACGGCAUAGGACAGACAUUACCCAUUUAACCGGUAAACAUGGCGGACGAAGUUGCAAUUUUGACAGCUCGUGCAAUUCAGGCUGAGGCCGAGAUAGCAGCACUAGAAGCAGAGAUCUCCCAGUUACAGGAUCCACAGAGACUGCUGGCCAAUGGUAUUGUCUCUCCCCAACUUGAGGCAUUACGUGUUGAAAAUGCUAAACUAAAGUUUCAAGUUUCACAUUUGGAGAGGAAUAUAGAGAAAGAGCAGCGUCGUAGCCCUGAUCACAUGGUCAGUAUAAAUCAGAUAGUGACUGACGUGUUUGCACUGGCCAUCCGUCAGGCCUUCCCUGAAGUUGAAGAUGCUGCCAUACUUAUACAGAAAGGAAAAUUUGCGGACUAUCAGUGUAACAGUGCAAUGAAUAUAUGCCAGAAAUUGAAAGCCCUUGGUAUUAAAAGUACACCACAAGAAGUUGCCAACAAAAUAAAGGACCAGCUACCAAAUGUGGACUUCUUUGAGAAGCUUGAGGUUGCUGGACCAGGAUUUAUCAAUGUGUAUUUACGGAAAGACUACGUUGCUGAACAGGUCAACAGCAUAUUAAGGAACGGAGUCAAGCCACCAAGAAUUCUGGCCAAGAAAAGAGUCGUCAUUGACUUCUCUUCGCCUAACAUCGCUAAACAGAUGCAUGUUGGGCAUUUGAGGUCAACAAUUAUAGGUGAAAGUGUAAGCCGUCUGCUGGAGUGGGUAGGACAUGAUGUUCUACGUUUGAACCAUCUUGGUGAUUGGGGCACCCAGUUUGGUAUGUUGAUAGCUCAUCUUCAAGACAAAUUCCCUGAUUACGUCACCAAAUCACCUCCCAUUGAAGACCUUCAGGCUUUCUAUAAGGAAUCGAAGAUACGUUUUGAUGAAGAUGAGACAUUCAAAAAGAGGGCAUACAAUGCAGUUGUCCAAUUACAAAAAUAUGAUCCAGAUCACAUGAAAGCAUGGAAUCUCAUUUGUGAUGUGUCUCGAAAAGAGUUUAAGAAGGUUUAUGACAGGCUUGGCAUAACAAUUGUUGAUCGAGGAGAGUCCUUCUAUCAGGAGCUCAUGAAAGAUGUGGUUCGCGACUUAGAUGAUAAAGGUUUUACUACAGUUGAAGAUGGAAGAAAAAUCAUGUUCGUUGAAGGUCAGAAAGUCCCACUUACAUUGGUAAAGUCAGACGGAGGCUACACUUAUGAUACAUCAGAUAUGGCAGCGAUAAAACAGCGACUGGAGGUAGAGAAAGGCACAUGGCUUAUAUAUGUGGUAGACGCUGGACAGGGCCCUCAUUUGGAACUAAUAUAUGCUGCAGCACAGAAAGCUGGCUACUACAGUCCCAAACUGAUACGGGUAGAACACGUAGCCUUUGGUGUUGUUCUUGGGGAAGACAAAAAGAAGUUCAAGACACGAUCAGGUGACACAGUACGGCUGAUAGACUUGCUAGAAGAAGGCCUGGCUAGAGCAGGACAGAAACUUAAGGAGAAGGAAAGGGACAAGGAACUAACGCCAGAAGAGCUGAAGGCAGCACAGGAGGCAGUAGCAUACGGCUGUAUAAAAUAUGCUGAUCUUUCUCACAACAGGAUUCACGACUAUGUUUUCUCUUUUGAUAAGAUGCUGGAUGAUCGAGGGAACACGGCUGCCUAUCUCCUGUAUGCAUACACUAGGAUAAGAUCAAUAGCUCGUACUGCCAAGGUGAGUCCAGAACAGAUUCAGGCAGGUGUCAACAAUGGUGGUGUUCAGCUGGACCAUGAGAAAGAAUGGAACCUGGCUAAAACUAUACUCCGGUUUUCCGAAGUGAUCUUGAAAUGUCUAGAUGACCUUCUACUCCAUAGCUUGUGUGACUACCUGUAUGAACUGUGUACAGCAUUCACAGAGUUCUAUGACAAGUGCUACUGUGUAGAAAAAGACAGAAAUACAGGUGAAAUAGUGAAAGUCAACAUGAGCCGCAUAUUACUGUGUGAAGCUACUGCGAGUGUUAUCAACAGCGGAUUUCAUAUCCUCGGGAUCACUCCCGUAUCCAGGAUGUAAUCUUUGGCAGCUUCAGGAUAAUUUCCAGCUCCUAGAUGUGUUUUACAAUCACUUUACAGAACUAUUUUUUCUCAAAUGAUAUUCAAAAUAUGAAUCGAUUCCUGAAUUACUUCUGAAACAUCUGUGUAUUUCCCGUAUAAAGUGGCAGUCAUGUAAUUUGAUGUUUUUUCACCCACUUACUAAAAACAACUGUGGUUAAAUCUUAAAGAGAUGUGGCUCCAGACUGUCAUUACAGUCUCAGAUUUUCAAAACUGGGUCUAAGGUUCUGAAACCAAAUUUGAAUACCCGUCUCUGAAUGAAGCUGUGCCAUUGGUUAAUUUCAAAUUUGAAUUUGGAAACCGCCAAUCAUAUGCUGGAGUAUUGAGACUGGUCUUCAAACUGUUUUACAAACUCAGACACAGAGGAGUCACUAAAAAUCAUACAGUAUUAUCUAAGUGCAAGUUCUUUGGAGAAAGCAGUGUGAGUAAAUUUACAAUAUCAUAUCAAUUCUUGGAAAUGGCAGUUGUAUAAACUAUAACAGUCCCUUUUAUAAUGUUACCAUAUUAUGCACCAUUUUACCACAAUCUACCAUUUAACACCACAAUCUGAUAUAGUUUAGGAGACUUUUUACUAUUCUACAAAUAAAAAUUGAAAAUACUCUUUUUUGAGAUAGGGAUUGGAGUGUUACACAAGAUAUUAUGGAUUCAAGUAGAAUUUUAUGGAACAUUAUACAUAUCCUGCAUAAUUGAUGAGCACAGACAAGAUGUGACAGAGAUUUAUUGAAGAUAACAUUAAAAGUUACAUUUUACUGGAAGAAAUUACGAAAAUUCUAGAUCCACCAACAAACACUUUCAAAAUUCGGUGUAUUAUGGUGUUUUGUGGUGUAUUUAGGUGUAUCUUGUUUCUGUGGCUGGUGGCAAAACUUGUAAUUCUUGUUUAUUGUAGUAAUAUACAUUUCGAAAUUUGCUCUUCUCUAUCAAUUUCUGUUUUCUUACCACUGUUUUUAAUUUAAAAUCAAGUACAGUUGCACCAAAUCUUAAUAGAUAUGAAAUAAUUUUUUUUACUUUUGAUGAUAUUUUGUUUAAAAACCAGCAAGAAUUGUCAUACCAUUAGAAAAGCUGCAAUCGCUUAAUUUAAAUAAAUAUAUUCUUUGGA
Messenger RNA from Mercenaria mercenaria, 3214 nucleotides. RefSeq names its product arginine--tRNA ligase, cytoplasmic-like. The record is from RefSeq and is a predicted model, not a curated record. Bases 95 to 2080 code for a protein of 661 amino acids. Gene Ontology annotation, biological process: arginyl-tRNA aminoacylation. Lineage: Eukaryota; Metazoa; Mollusca; Bivalvia; Venerida; Veneridae. The transcript has 15 exons. Gene Ontology annotation, molecular function: ATP binding; arginine-tRNA ligase activity. Gene Ontology annotation, cellular component: cytoplasm.